AUUGAAGCGUCUAAAAUAUAUUGAUUCUAUUAAUUCAUAUCCCUAAAACUUUUCAGAAACAAAACCUAAAGCAAAAAGAUAAAUUGUUUCUGAUUUCAUACCUCUAUGGUGAUAAUUGCUUCUCUACCAAAACAUCAAAUCAAACCACAAUUUCUAUCAAAUUAUUGCAACACAAACUUCAUAUCAUAUAACUUUUUUAAUCAUUUCUGAUUUCAUAUCAACACAAACUCCAUACAUUUAAUAAAAAUAAAGUAAUACACACAUUAGGUUACUAGGUUGGUUUAAAACCAAACCGAAAAAUUAACUUAAGCCGAUUGGGUUGUAGAAUAAUUUGGUUUGUAUUGGUUUAAAUUUGAUUGCUACGUUCGUUUUAAUGAGCUUAAUUUGUUUUAAAAUGUAAAGAUAUGGACUUUAAAACCAAAACCAUUGUGGGCUUUAAUGUAAUAGCCCACAAAACAGUACCAUUUAAAAAGAGGGGUGAAAAAACCAAAUCCUCUAAAAACCAUAGCCUACUAGUAGAUGAAGAACUAUACAGCUCCUCCUCCUCCUCCAUCGUUUUCGUCGCUUCCAUAUGAAAUCAUCGCGAAUUGCUUAGCCCGCGUCUCGAAAUCCCAAUACAGUUCCAUAAGCUCAGUCUCCAAGAGCUUCCACUCUCUCCUCUCUUCUCCGGAGAUAUACGCAGCUCGAUCUCAAAUCGGAGCCACAGACCCUCGCCUCUAUUUAUGUUAUGAAAGCUUAAGGACGGCGACCCGUUGUUACAGCUGGUACAAUCUCAUGAGUCUCGAUGAUGAUGAUGAGAUGAUCAAAAAAGGAGACGCGUUUAUCAGCAUAGACGGGGCUGAAAUUGAAAUGAAGACUGAGUUGAGGUUAGUACCUGUUAAAGACUCUUCCUUUCAUUUACGUGCUCGAUCUAAAGAAGCAAAUUUAGCUGUUGGUUCCGAGAUAUACCAAAUCGGCGGAAUCAACAAGAAGGGCAAGCGAUCUCGAUCCGUCUGUGUGCUCGAUUGCCUGAGUCACACGCAACGUCGUGCUCCUAGGAUGAGGGUUGCAAGAGAAUGCGCGAAAGCUUGUCUUUUAGACGGGAGUAUAUAUGUAAUGGGAGGAACCAGAAAGUGUGAGAGUUGGGGUGAAGUUUUCGACUUAAAGUCUCAGACUUGGAAGAAAGAGCUACUUCCUAGCCCUACUGGUGGUGAUGUAUUUGAUUGUAAAUUCGAACUCCUUGUCCUUGGGGCAAAGAUAUACGUUAUCACCGAGCAUAACAAGUAUGCUUAUGAUCCUAAACAAGGAAGAUGGUUGCUGCUGCUAGAGAUGGGUUUUGCGGGUCUAGAAUGGAUACUAGAAACAUGUGGGGUUUGGUGCGUUCUAGAUAAUCUAGUGUUUAAGGAGUUCAGCGAUGAUUUGUUCUGGUAUGAUGUGAGCUGUGGAAAGUGGGUAAUUGUUGAGGGUUUGGAAGAUCUGUGCAAUACCAAGGAGGAAUAAGCCGCCUGUUAUUCGAGAAGAGAAAACUUGCUUUGCCGUGAUUAGGUUGGAGAAGCGUCUGACUCCAUCUGGACUUGCUAUUUCGGGAGAGAUUGAACGGUUGAGCUUCUCUCUUGUUCACGGCUCAUAUAAUCCCUUGACAUGUUUAUCCGUCUCUCUUUGAUUAUCCUCUCUUACUUUAAGUUUGGAAUUGAGUGAAAUUUUUUUUCACUUUGUUUUGUAAUCUUUUUAAUUUAUGUUAGUUGUUUUUUUACUUCA
Brassica napus (rape) is the source of this 1737-nucleotide messenger RNA. Its product is annotated as putative F-box/kelch-repeat protein At4g35120. The record is from RefSeq and is a predicted model, not a curated record. The coding region runs from base 520 to 1479 and encodes 319 amino acids. Gene Ontology annotation, molecular function: protein binding. NCBI's taxonomy places the organism in Eukaryota, Viridiplantae, Streptophyta, Magnoliopsida, Brassicales, Brassicaceae. The transcript has 2 exons.